Pseudovirgaria hyperparasitica is the source of this 3253-nucleotide messenger RNA. RefSeq lists its product as uncharacterized. The transcript has a single exon. The coding region runs from base 171 to 2753 and encodes 860 amino acids. Lineage: Eukaryota; Fungi; Ascomycota; Dothideomycetes; Acrospermales; Acrospermaceae. The record is from RefSeq and is a predicted model, not a curated record.
CAAGUCUUCCUUUCUUGGUCGUCCGUCCCCCAGGAGCGUUGUCCGUCACCCACCCCCCAUAGACCUGAAAGCAAGUUUCGCAUAGAGUUUGUUCGGGGCACGAUGUCCUACUAGCCGGCGCUGGCUUUGCGAGUGUGUGUGUGAGUGUGUGUGUGUACAAGUCGUCGAAGAUGGAAAACUGGAGUGCCUGGAGCGCACCGCUCCAGGAAAUAAGUUCCGAGAAAAUCGCCGUGACUGGGUCUGCCCCUCCUCCUCCUCCACCUCAAUCUCAAGCUCAACCUCAGACUGGCGGCGGCGUACAGUCGUCGCAGGACUACAAGCGACCGACAAGCAAUGGCACGUCUCCUGUGCCGGUCGUGAACGAGCCGAAGCAACAGAGCUCGGAUCAGAAGCAUUGGAGUCAAUGGAGUCAGCAACCGGCUGUGGCGAUUCAGCCAAAUCAGCCAGAGAAGGAGUUUGUUGCUCAACCUCAACCUCAGAGUCAGCACCACCGCGCGUCGAUACAGAGUGCCAACUCGGGACACAGCUCUCUCUAUACACCUCCGCUGGCACCGCAUGGACAUAGACCACCGUCUGUUCACAGCAUACUGGCCCAGGCUCCAAGUCAUGGAGGAUACACGCCCCAUAUCCCGGCGUCAGUCGCGCAGCCUGUCGGGACAAGUCCGACGGCAUUACUCCCCAACCAGUCCCAGUUAGCGACGAAUCUGCGUCUUGGGCAUACCUUUGGAGCACUAAAGUCCGAGAUAUACUUUAGGUCUGGCAUCUUCGACAUCAACGAUAGCUGGCUGCCGGCCUCAGGACCACUGUUCACCGAAGACGUGCACAAAGCGACGAACCGCAUCCGCGAGAAACGAUGGGCCAUCUUCGUGUGCAGGGCCGUCGAUCGGUUCACGGCGUGGUGGGAGGCCAUGAAGCAGUCAAUCUACGACCAGCCCGUGACGUGUGGCGAUCUGAACACCAAGGACAUCAAUCUCCUGCAGCGUGGCUUGUCGAGAACCACCAUUCUCACCAAGGAACGUCUUCCACCGCUCGACGUGCUCAUGGUCUGGCACACCUUCAUGUUGAGUCCGCAGCGAUACCUCGAGGACUGUCUGCUGCAGGGCAUGAUGGGUCUUUGGCACGGCGGAUUCCCGUGGAUGGCAAUCGACCAGGCCAUCGACACUCGGACUGGCAUCUACGAUCCGGGUCCAACAGCAGCAGCAAGCUUCUUGAGCAUGACUGGACGCGCGUGGGUCAACACGCACGAGACGGGCAUCAAGCCGCUUGGCUGCCCGUCCUGUGCAUACAACGGCUGGCCUCCAAACUAUCACGUUCGGCAGAUACACGCCUCGAAUUUUGGCAGUUUGCUGGCGACAGAACAACAGCAGCUGCAGAUGAAGGUCAACUACAGGCACCCCAUCAUCACCGAUAUUGAUGCAAUCUGCUGGAAGGCGGCCGGCUGGGCGGAUGCCGGGUACUUGGUGAUUUGUUCGAAUUGCAAGAAUCACAACACUCAGGAUACGUUGCGGGCGCAGAAACUGGUCUACGACAUCGUUCAGUUCCACAGGCCCAACAACAUGACGGACAAGUUUAUGGUCGGAAACGUGCAUCAUCUCCGACCUCCGCCCGGGGUACUGUUCGGCAAGCAAGGGACUCCUCGGACCGCCGGGAUGAUUAAUGGGAUUGCUGAUGGGGAGGGCUUCUUCCCUAUUCGACUGAUGGAUGCCAUUGCAAAUAUCGAUGGCAGUGGUGCUCGUCGGACGGGCAAGCCAAACUUCAGAUUCACCAUGGAGGCUUUGUUGCAGGAUGUGCAGACGUCGCUCUCGAAGUCGCCAAAACAUCUGAAUUACGCCCAGAUGGGCGGCCACAACAUCUCCGUCAACUACAAGGGAGGCCAGUGGAACUCGGGCAUGGACGAGAAGGAAGGGUUGGCAGUGCGCAAGACACUCCGCUACUACCUGGACAACUCGUCACCAUUCACACUCGAUCUCGUCACGGCGACGAUCCGCAACGGCGUCUUCUCGCAGAAGAUGGAGAACCUAGGCUGGUGGCGCUCGACUCAACUACCUCUCUUCGCCCCACGCCUGAUCGAGAAGUACCGUCGCUUCUUCACCCUCCACUCCAAGGCCUCCCUUCUCUCCAGCUCAUCCCUCCUCGCCGUCCCGACCACAGACGUCGACCUGGCCUGGCACACACACCUCCUCAGCCCAGCCCAGUACUACAACUUCUCCCUGCAGACCGUCGGCCGCCUCAUCGACCACUGCGACAAGAUCCCCGAAGCAUACCUCUCCCAAGCCUUUGCCCAGACAUGCAAGAAAUACGAAGCCGCCUUUGCAGAGCCCUACUCCGAGUGCAUCUGCUGGUACUGCGAAGCCAUCCGCACAGCCAACAACGCAGGCGGCUUCGUCGGCAACCUGUUCAAGAGCAGCAGCAAGGACAAGAAGCCCAUCUGGGCCCACCCUUUGCUCGCAAACGCAACCUCCGACCCGGGCGUCAGCACGCACAUCUCGUCGCACAACGCCGUACGGGUGGAGAAGCCGGAUCUCCGCUAUGCGGAGCUGCAUGCCGAGCAUCAGAAAUGGCUCGAGGAUGGGUGGCGGAAGGCCGUUGAGCGGGCGGGCAAGGAGGGCCGUAGUCGGCCGGUGGCGGCGAAGACGAAUUGGGCGCCGUAUGUGGUGAAUGCGGAUUUGCAGGGCCCGGUUACGGCGGCGUCGACGGCGACGGUGAAUUCGUGGGUUGAGGGCGUGUUGCGCGAUAUGUAUGGCUGGACGUGAUGCUGUUGAUGGCGUUGAUGUGUGGGUGCGUGCCUGUGAUGGCAGGGGAAGGGGCAUGAUGUCUCGACGAGCGGAGACGAUGCACUAUGUGCUCGAGUGGAAUCUGAAAGACUGGAUGAGAGACUAUGGAAGAAGGCCUUUUGGUAAGUACGUCGUUGACACCCUGGGACAUCCUUUAUACGGCGACUACAGACUUCAAGCACAGCGGGCCAGUCUCUACCUCUACGUAUACUGUACCGCAGGACACACAACCAGACAAGGCAGAAAGCCCGUCGUCGCGUCAAGGACAGAUAGGGACAGACUACCACAGCCAAGUCGAUACUACUACCUCCACCACUACGACUACAACCACGAAGCGACAAGCCGGUAAACGGCCCUCCAAGAAGGAGAAAAGCCGAGGAGAAUAGGAAGGAAUACACGACACAGAAGGAAGGGGUAUUUAUAUAACAUAUACUAUACAGCCCAUAGGUAGCAGCAGCUCACUUGAAGGCUGAGAGGAG